AUGGAGACAGGUGGACGUCAAGGGAGGGAAACGAACACGGAGGCCCCGAGCCAAGCGCCCCAAAGCGCACACCGACUCAGACCUCCGCGGGCACAGAUCGGCCAAAAGAGAAGCACCCGCAGAAAGCGGCAGAUCGCGGGGGGUCCGGAGGCAGGCUCAGGCGGCGACCCGGAGAAAACACGGGAGGAGAAACAGCCGGGCACGCCGCGGGGACCCACGCGACCCCCGACAGCCGCCCCCUCCGCCCUCCGCGGGGCCCCCCGCGCGCCCCGCCGCCCGCGCCCCGCGUCCCGGGCUCCCCUGCGGGCCCGCCCGAAGGUGUGUCCGCGGUUUCCACACCUGAAACUUCCUAGGAGAGCCAGAUCCCUCCCUCCCGUCCGGGCGGGGAGGGGCGGGCCGCGGGUGGGGCGGCUGGGGCGGCCGGGCCUGCGUCGGGGACGGCCGGCCGGCGCCUGGGACCCGGAGGGGACUCUCGGGCCGAGAAGGCAUGUGACACUGCCCAGGGCAGGAGAAGCUCUGUGGAGGCUGGUGGCCAGGCUGUACCCCAGGUGGCCUGGUAACAGAGGACAGGAGAGCGCACCAGGGGCUAGCAGUGCGGAUGGAGAGAUGUGCACAGAUGUGAGGUGCAUAGGAGGGCUUCGCCCUGAUGCGGGCUGAGGAGCCCCCACUCAGGGCCUCGACCCCCAUCCCUGCCAUAGCAGAGCUCGGUGUUACCCCUGAAGCCCUCAGGGGGAGCAGUCAGACCGCCGCCUGGGGGCCCGAAGGUCGAGAAGGCUAGGUGCCAUCCUGUACCUGGGCAGAGCGACGCAGACUCUCGGAGACGCAGCAAAGAGACCUAAGGGAUGUGGACAGCUGUGCAGCUGACAGCAUGACCUCGUUCCCCAAGGAAGCCUCUGCAGGUGCGGAGACCAACCAGG
Messenger RNA from Acinonyx jubatus (cheetah), 917 nucleotides. RefSeq names its product synapsin-1-like. Bases 1 to 657 code for a protein of 218 amino acids. The transcript is spliced from 4 exons. Lineage: Eukaryota; Metazoa; Chordata; Mammalia; Carnivora; Felidae. The record is from RefSeq and is a predicted model, not a curated record.